Messenger RNA from Musa acuminata AAA Group (dessert banana), 1521 nucleotides. Its product is annotated as sugar transport protein MST4-like. Gene Ontology annotation, cellular component: membrane. Gene Ontology annotation, biological process: monosaccharide transmembrane transport. Bases 10 to 1521 code for a protein of 503 amino acids. Lineage: Eukaryota; Viridiplantae; Streptophyta; Magnoliopsida; Zingiberales; Musaceae. Gene Ontology annotation, molecular function: monosaccharide transmembrane transporter activity. The transcript has 4 exons. The record is from RefSeq and is a predicted model, not a curated record.
GCUAUUGUGAUGUCGAAUGCAGGGUCUAAUGGUGCGAAGGAAUUCGAGGGCAAGAUCACAAUCUAUGUUGUGAUCUGCGGAGUAAUUGCAGCUACUGGAGGCCUCAUGUUUGGCUAUGACAUUGGAAUAUCAGGGGGAGUGACAUCUAUGGAUGACUUCUUGGAGGAGUUCUUCCCUGUGGUCUAUGAGAGGAAGCACAAAGCCAAGGAAGACAACUACUGCAAGUAUGACAACCAAGGCCUUCAGCUGUUCACUUCGUCCCUGUACCUUGCCGCCUUGGUGUCCAGCUUUGUAGCUUCCAAGCUGUGCACCAAACAUGGCCGGCGGCUGACGAUGCAGGCGGCGUCAGUGUUUUUCUUGGUCGGUGUCGUCCUCAAUGCAGCUGCUCGGAACAUUGCCAUGCUGAUCAUAGGAAGAAUUCUCCUCGGAGUUGGUGUUGGAUUCGCUAAUCAGGCUGUUCCUCUAUUCUUGUCGGAGAUCGCACCAGUCCACAUCAGAGGAGCCCUAAACAUCCUCUUCCAGCUCGACGUGACGAUCGGGAUCUUCGUAGCGAACAUCGUGAACUACUUCGUCUCCAAUAUCCACCCAUGGGGGUGGAGACUCGCUCUUGGCUUGGCCGGCGUGCCGGCGACCAUGCUUUGCUUGGGCUCCAUGGUGAUCGCGGAGACACCGACGAGCCUCAUCGAGCGCGAGCAGCUGAUGGAAGGUCUGGCCAUGCUGAAGAAGAUUCGGGGUACCGAUAACGUUAACGCGGAGUACGAAGAGAUCCUGCACGCGUGCGAGAUGGCACGACAGGUGAAGCAACCAUUCAGGAACCUCAUGAAGCGAUCCAGCCGGCCGCAGCUGGUGAUCGCCAUCGCAAUGCAGGUCUUCCAGCAGUUCACUGGGAUCAACGCCAUCAUGUUCUAUGCGCCGGUCCUCUUCCAGACCAUCGGAUUCAAGAACGACGCGUCGCUGCUCUCCGCUGUCAUCACCGGCAUCGUUAAUGUUCUAUCCACCGUCGUGUCGGUGGUGUUGGUGGACAAGCUCGGCAGGAGAUUCCUGCUACUCGAAGCCUGUGGGCAGAUGCUGAUCACACAGGUGGCGAUUGGAGGUGUUCUGCUUGUGAACUUGAAGUCGACGAACGAGCUCGAACACGGGGUGGCGGUCUGGGUGGUGGUGCUCGUGUGCCUGUACGUGUCGAGCUUUGCCUGGUCUUGGGGUCCGCUUGGUUGGUUGAUUCCCAGCGAAACCUUCCCCCUGGCGACGAGAACCGCGGGCUACGCCUUCGCCGUCAGCUCCAACAUGCUCUUCACCUUCGUCAUCGCCCAGGCUUUCCUGUCCAUGAUGUGCCAUCUACGAGCCGGGAUCUUCUUCUUCUUCGCUGCAUGGAUUGUGGUGAUGGGGUUGUUCGUCAUAUUCCUGUUGCCCGAGACGAAGAAUGUGCCGAUCGAUGAGAUGAGCGAGAGAGUCUGGAAGCGACACUGGUACUGGAAGAGAUUCAUGGACGAGGAAGAACAACAUAAAAAGGAUUCCGUCUAA